Lathyrus oleraceus (garden pea) is the source of this 7047-nucleotide messenger RNA. RefSeq names its product photosystem II CP43 reaction center protein-like. Gene Ontology annotation, biological process: photosynthetic electron transport in photosystem II; photosynthesis; photosynthesis, light reaction. Gene Ontology annotation, molecular function: chlorophyll binding. NCBI's taxonomy places the organism in Eukaryota, Viridiplantae, Streptophyta, Magnoliopsida, Fabales, Fabaceae. The record is from RefSeq and is a predicted model, not a curated record. Gene Ontology annotation, cellular component: photosystem II; chloroplast thylakoid membrane.
UCGUAUAUAUAUAAUAAGUAUAUGCAGUAACAAAUAGAUGUACUAAACUCAUAUUCAUAUUGGCUUAUUCUGUAUUCGGGAAUUGACUCAAACGGCGCCCUUUUAACUCAGUGGUAGAGUAACGCCAUGGUAAGGCGUAAGUCGUCGGUUCAAAUCCGAUAAAGGGCUUUUUUUUAUCAAAAAAUGAUAACAGUAGUAUUCCUAUUUGAAGGAACAUAUACAAAUAUUCUUGAUAUUUGUAAGAAGUUUCUGUUUGUAAUAAAAUAAAAAAAACGAAGGAAUAGUUGAAUUUCAUUAAAAAAUCGAAUUUAGAAUUGAAACUCUAUUAAGUUAUUGUUAUCAUUCGAAUAGAGUAAACUCAUUCUAGUUAGAAAGGGAAAUGGCAUUCUUUUCUAUAUAUAUUAUUUCUUUUUUUAGAAUGUGAUAUUUCCUUGAAUUGUCAGAUACUCCUAUUUUCGAUUAUUCCAAUCAAAUAAAGGGAGAGAUUCUAAAAAAAGUAAGUGGACCUAACCUAUUGAAUCAUAACUAUAUCCACUAUUCUGAUAUUCAAAUUGGAUAGAAAUGAAAUUCGAACAGUGGAUCUUUUUUUCUUUUUAAUACCUUUUUGGUUCUAACUCUGCAAGAAUCUGUUGAUAUUUCGGAUAAAAUCUUAUUGUUCCUAGGAAUCAAUUGCUACUCCUCUCCUCCAGUGGAAGGCUUAUUCUAAGUUCCAACAGACAAGUCAUUUGACUUCAAAAUAUCUUUUUUCCGAAUACAAGAAAAGAUCCAAAUUGAUUUCUAUUAUUUCUUGAAGAUAUGUCUAUAAAAAUAAUCGAAAAAUCCAUCAAAUCAUGACUUCGAGUAUCCAAAUUUGGUUUUCAUAUCUAUGCAUACGAGGCAUACGAGAUUUUGAAGGCAAUUAAUGGACGAAACUUGCACAUAGAGAAAAAUAUUCCAAUUUCUUACCUCGAUCCGCACGAAAGGGUAUACGUCGGAAUUUGAUUAAUCUGAAUGAAAUAAAAAUAGAACAAAGAAGACAAUAAAAGAAAUCAAUGUAAAAUAGAAAGUAAAAUAUAGGAUCCUCUAGUAGUUUUCUAGACAUACAAAUUCGAACCAUACAAAUUCGAAUAAUAUAGAAAACGAUUUUUUUUGAUUUCACGAACAAGAUUCAAGAAUAAUCUUAUUUGAUAAAAGCAGAGUAGUAUGUCUGGGGAUCUGCUAGUAACGAGAGUAAUAAAAGCGAUCGAUCAUUUGUUUAUGGAAUAGUUCUUUAAAAAAUCUAUUUAUAGGAUUUAUGAGUCAUAAGACACUUUUCGAGUCAUGACUUAGGGAAUUUUUUUAGAAUAGAAAGGAAUAAGCCAAUUAAGUUAAUGGAUUUGACCUAGAUUAGAUAUCAAUCGACAAAAAAAUAAUUUUUCUAUUCGAAACCCAGUCGAAAACAAGGGAGAGUCUACGAGAAAUCAUAUCAUAUAUAAAAUGAAAAAAGCCUCGAAGGUUCCAUCCCUGAAAAUGCUAGGAGGUGUUCGGAAAUGGUUUGAAGUAGUUGAAUAGGAGGAUUACUAUGACUAUAGCUCUUGGUAAAUUUACCAAAGAUCAAAAUGAUUUAUUUGAUAUUAUGGAUGACUGGUUACGGAGGGACCGUUUUGUUUUUGUGGGUUGGUCCGGUCUAUUGCUCUUUCCUUGCGCCUAUUUUGCCGUGGGGGGUUGGUUCACAGGUACCACCUUUGUAACUUCAUGGUAUACUCAUGGAUUGGCAAGUUCCUAUUUGGAAGGUUGUAACUUCUUAACUGCAGCAGUCUCUACUCCUGCUAAUAGUUUAGCACACUCUUUGUUGUUACUAUGGGGUCCUGAAGCACAGGGAGAUUUGACCCGUUGGUGUCAAUUAGGUGGUCUGUGGACUUUUGUUGCUCUUCACGGUGCUUUCGGAUUAAUAGGUUUUAUGUUACGUCAAUUUGAACUUGCUCGAUCUGUUCAAUUGCGGCCUUAUAAUGCAAUCGCAUUCUCCGGUCCAAUUGCUGUUUUUGUUUCUGUAUUCCUUAUUUAUCCACUGGGCCAGUCUGGUUGGUUCUUUGCGCCUAGUUUUGGUGUAGCAGCUAUAUUUCGAUUCAUUCUCUUUUUCCAAGGGUUUCAUAAUUGGACAUUAAACCCAUUUCAUAUGAUGGGAGUUGCUGGUGUAUUGGGCGCUGCCCUACUAUGCGCUAUUCAUGGCGCUACCGUAGAAAAUACCUUAUUUGAAGAUGGUGAUGGCGCAAAUACAUUCCGGGCUUUUAACCCAACCCAAGCAGAAGAAACUUAUUCAAUGGUUACUGCUAACCGCUUUUGGUCCCAAAUCUUUGGGGUUGCUUUUUCCAAUAAACGUUGGUUACAUUUCUUUAUGUUAUUUGUACCAGUAACUGGUUUAUGGAUGAGUGCUCUUGGAGUAGUCGGUCUGGCCCUGAACCUACGUGCCUAUGACUUUGUUUCUCAAGAAAUCCGCGCAGCGGAAGAUCCUGAAUUUGAGACUUUCUACACCAAAAAUAUUCUCUUAAACGAAGGUAUUCGUGCGUGGAUGGCGACUCAAGAUCAGCCUCAUGAAAACCUUAUAUUCCCUGAGGAGGUUCUACCACGUGGAAACCUCUUUAAUGGAACUUUAGCUUUAACUGGUCGUGACCAAGAAACUACUGGUUUUGCUUGGUGGGCCGGGAAUGCCCGACUUAUCAAUUUAUCCGGUAAACUACUGGGGGCCCAUGUAGCCCAUGCCGGAUUAAUAGUAUUCUGGGCCGGAGCAAUGAACCUAUUUGAAGUUGCUCAUUUCGUACCCGAGAAGCCCAUGUAUGAACAAGGCUUAAUUUUACUUCCCCAUCUAGCAACUCUAGGUUGGGGGGUAGGUCCUGGAGGGGAAGUUAUCGACACCUUUCCAUACUUUGUGUCUGGAGUACUUCACUUAAUUUCCUCUGCAGUAUUGGGCUUUGGCGGUAUUUAUCAUGCACUUCUGGGACCUGAGACUCUUGAAGAAUCUUUUCCAUUCUUUGGUUAUGUAUGGAAAGAUAGAAAUAAAAUGACUACUAUUUUAGGUAUUCACUUAAUUUUGUUAGGUAUAGGGUCUUUUCUUCUAGUAUUUAAGGCUUUUUAUUUUGGAGGUAUAUAUGAUACCUGGGCUCCAGGAGGGGGAGAUGUAAGAAAAAUUACCAACUUCACCCUUAGUCCAAGCAUUCUAUUUGGUUAUUUACUAAAAUCCCCUUUUGGGGGAGAAGGUUGGAUUGUUAGUGUGGACGAUUUGGAAGAUAUAAUUGGGGGACAUGUAUGGUUGGGUUCCAUUUGUAUACUUGGUGGAAUCUGGCAUAUCUUAACCAAACCCUUUGCAUGGGCUCGGCGUGCACUAGUAUGGUCUGGAGAAGCUUACUUAUCUUAUAGUUUAGGUGCUUUAGCCGUUUUUGGUUUUAUAGCUUGUUGCUUUGUCUGGUUUAAUAAUACUGCUUAUCCUAGUGAGUUUUAUGGUCCCACUGGACCGGAAGCUUCUCAAGCUCAAGCAUUUACUUUUCUAGUUAGAGACCAACGUCUUGGAGCUAAUGUAGGCUCCGCUCAAGGGCCUACCGGUUUAGGUAAAUAUCUAAUGCGUUCUCCGACCGGAGAAGUCAUUUUUGGAGGAGAAACUAUGCGUUUUUGGGAUCUGCGUGCUCCCUGGUUAGAACCUCUAAGAGGUCCUAAUGGUUUGGACUUGAGUAGACUGAAAAAAGAUAUACAGCCUUGGCAAGAACGUCGUUCCGCGGAAUAUAUGACUCAUGCUCCUUUAGGUUCUUUAAAUUCCGUGGGUGGCGUAGCUACAGAGAUUAAUGCAGUCAAUUAUGUCUCUCCUAGAAGUUGGUUAGCUACUUCUCAUUUUGUUCUAGGAUUCUUCCUAUUCGUAGGUCAUUUAUGGCACGCGGGAAGAGCUCGCGCAGCUGCCGCAGGAUUUGAAAAAGGAAUUGAUAGAGAUUUUGAGCCUGUUCUUUCCAUGACUCCUCUUAAUUGAGACAUGAAAUCCAAUGCUUGACGUAAGAAUCACUUUGAUUUUAGUAUACAUAUUGGGUUGAGUCGAGGAGAUCAUAUUGAAAAAAGGUUUUGUUUUUCAAUUCAUUUAUAUCUAAUCUUUUUUCGGGCUCGGCUAAGUGGUGAUAUAGCCGAGCCCGAAAAAACGGAGCCAACCAAAAUCAAUAAAAAAAAUCCAUUCGCCAAGAAAAAGGAGAGAGGGGGAUUCGAACCCUCGAUAGUUCUUUGUUUCGAACUAUACCGGUUUUCAAGACCGGAGCUAUCAACCACUCAGCCAUCUCUCCAAAAGAUAAUUUCUAUUUUAUCUUUAUUCCACUCAAGAGAACAUGACCAUACAAAUUAAUACCCUUUUCUCUAUGAUAAAGAUAUCUCUCUAUGAUAAAGAUAUCCAGUGUGAAUCUAUUGGUCUAGUUCUCUAUCCGUAUAUAUUAUAUAUGCAUGAUCCAGCUCUUUUGUGAAAUAAAAAAAACUACCCCUCGAUCCAUGCCUCAAUAAGGAGUGUCAUCUAAAAUCAAUGGAUUCAUGAUAAAACCCUCCAUAAGGAGAAUGUCUUUUUUAUUUCUUUUUGGAAGGGGUCAAUAAGGGGUUGGGGGAUCAAAUGGUAUAGUUCUUUUGUUGGUAAAUUAGAGGAUUCUAAACAUGACUAUUGCGUUUCAAUUAGCUGUUUUUGCAUUAAUUGUUACUUCAUCCAUUUUAUUAAUUAGUGUACCUGUUGUAUUUGCUUCUCCUGAUGGUUGGUCAAGUAACAAAAAUGUUGUCUUUUCUGGUACAUCAUUAUGGAUUGGAUUAGUAUUUCUAGUGGGUAUUCUGAAUUCUCUCAUCUCUUGAAACUAUUCAUUCUGGAUCAAAAAACGAAAUGACCCCUCCCCCCGAAUUCUUUCGGGUUGUGUGUGAGGCACAUGAAAAUGGAAUAUAUAAGACCCCACAAAUAAAGAAAACUAAAACAUUAUUAAUGGGAGGGGUCAAACUCCUUCUAUUGGAAAAAGCUUAUAUCUUAUACUUAAUAUGAUAUAUAGAUAUAUAGUAAAACUAAAAACUUGAAUAUUAAAAUAUUCAUAUUUUUUUCUGAAUUUCAUAUUAUUUUCUGAAUAUAGAAUAAUAAUCUAUAUCUUCUAUAUAUAUAAUAUAUAUCUAUAUAUUAAUAAGAAUUCUUAAUAGAAACGAAUAUUAAUAGAAAAUCAUCUAUUUCGAAUAGAAAGAUAUAGAUUUCAAAAUGGACUCUCCAUUCAUUUCAUUAGAUAGAUAAGAUCACCAAAACUUCGUGAUCUGCUGGCGAACUUAUUCCAAUUCAAUAAUAGAUCUCAAUAUUAUGCCUUGAAGAGGAAUCGAACCUCCACGCUGUUUAGCACGAGAUUUUGAGUCUCGCGUGUCUACCAUUUCACCACCAAGGCAUCAAUCAUAUUCUAUGAAUAUGAUAUCUAUCUUAUGGAAUAUAUUACAAAUAUAUAGUAUAAGAUAUUAUUAGAUAUCUUAUUAUAUGAUAAUAUAGAUGGGAUAGAAUUUGCCGUUGUUCCCCAGUAGCUCAGUGGUAGAGCGGUCGGCUGUUAACCGAUUGGUCGUAGGUUCAAAUCCUAUUUGGGGAGAUUUUAUUCAUUUCCAAUUAAAGAAUUUGGAAUCAAAAGGAAGUGUAAAGUUUGUUUCUAUUACAUUCUAUCUCAUCGUAUACUAUUCUACUAUAUUGGGGACUCCCGGUCAAUACCUAUGUGUAGAUUAUUGAUAUUCCUUUGUUCUACAGUCUGGGGCUAUUCUAUUAUUUAUACUAUAUAUAAAUAUAGUAUUUAUAAGAAAUAAAAAAUGUAAGACUAUUUUGUUUCAACCUCAAUCAUAGUUUAUUUUCUUAUCCCCAAGGUCCUUCCCCUUUUAGCCGGUUGUGGGCGAGGAGGGAUUCGAACCCCCGACACCGUGGUUCGUAGCCACGUGCUCUAAUCCUCUGAGCUACAGGCCCCACCCUGUCUCCACUAGAUCUGUUCCCCGGAGUACCCUAUAAGAAACAUUUACUCUUCCCAGCUAUAUUUUGAUUAAGAAGAUGUGAAAGCGACUCUCUCCUUAUAAGAAUACAAAUAGAAUAAGGAUUGUGCGUUCCGAGGUGUGAAGUGGGAUAGAUUUGAUAAUUGGGGUUUAGAAUAAGACGACCUUUUCAUUCUGAUUUUCUUUUGCUAUUGAAAAAGAGAAUAAGAAUGAAAAGUGUUAAGCUUUUUAUCAUCCUGGCGCCGAGCUAUUUUUCCGCAGGGCCUCCCCUACAGUAUCGUCACCGCAGUAGAGUUUAACCACCAAGUUCGGGAUGGAUUGGUGUGGUUCCUCUACGCCAAGGACACCAGAAUAUCGAACCAUAAACGAAAGAAAGACAUGAGAUAAAAAUAUAUUUACUUUUCAUUGUGAGUGUGAGGUCCUAAUUCUUGACUGGAGAGGACACCAAAGGCCUCCGCCCUUCCAUCCCUAUCUAUUAAAGGGGUGGGGACAGAGGUUUUGGUUUUUUCAUGUUGUCAAAGAGGUGAACAAUAAAAAUAGAUGGCGAGUGCCUGAUCGAAUUGACCAGGUCAUGUAGGAACAAGGUUCAAGUCUAUCGGUCUGUUAGGAUGCCUCAGCUGCAUACAUUACUGUACUUCCACUUGACACCUAUCGUUAAUGAAAAACGGCUCGUCUCGCCGUGACCUUCAAUUCUCAAAACUUCUUUUGCUCCGUCCCCGUAGGGGCAGAGAAUCUGCCCUCCGGGGAGGCUCUGGGGAAGUUGGAAUAGGAGAGCACUCAUCUUAGGGUGGGCUUACUACUUAGAUGCUUUCAGCAGUUAUCCGCUCCGCACUUGGCUACCCAGCGUUUACCGUUGGCACGAUAACUGGCACACCAGAGGUGCGUCCUUCCCGGUCCUCUCGUACUAGGGAAAGGUCCUCUCAAUGCUCUAACGCCCACACCGGAUAUGGACCGAACUGUCUCACGACGUUCUGAACCCAGCUCACGUACCGCUUUAAUGGGCGAACAGCCCAACCCUUGGAACCUACUACAGCUCCAGGUGGCGAAGAGCCGACAUCGAGGUGCCAAACCUUCCCGUCGAUGUGAGCUCUU